AAAAAUGUUGUUCUUGGGGUUUUUCUUGUGUGUGUCCCCAAUUUUCACCAGAGCAUUGGAUAAUGGACUGGCUUUAACACCUCCGAUGGGCUGGCUGUCUUGGGAAAGAUUUACUUGCAACAUUGACUGUGACAACGAUCCCAAAAACUGCAUAAGCGAACAGCUAUACAUGGACAUGGCCGACAGACUGGUAGCAGAUGGAUAUAAAGAGCUUGGCUAUGAAUAUGUGAACAUAGAUGAUUGUUGGAUGGAGCGAAAGAGAGAUUCCAGCAAUAGGUUAGUACCAGACCACAAGAGAUUUCCUAACGGCAUUAAAGCACUUGCAGACUAUGUGCAUUCCAAAGGUUUGAAAUUAGGAAUCUAUCAGGAUGUUGGAACGAACACGUGUGCUGGAUAUCCUGGUAGUCAAGGGUUUUAUGAUAUUGAUGCAUCUACUUUUGCUGAGUGGGAAAUUGAUAUGUUGAAGGUUGAUGGAUGUUACGCGGAUCCCAAGGAUAUGGAUGAUAUGUAUCCAAAAUAUUCUAUUGCAGUGAACAAAACGAGUCGUCCAAUCCUCUUUUCUUGUGAAUGGCCACUUUACCAGCAGCAAACUGGAAUCAAACCAAAUUAUAAAGAAAUUGCGAAGUAUUGCAACAUCUGGAGAAAUGAUCACGAUAUUGAUGAUUCUUGGUCAAAUGUUUUGGACGUGAUUGACUAUUAUGCAGCUAAUCAAGAUGAGCUGGCAGCAGUAGCCGGACCCGGUCACUGGAACGACCCAGACAUGAUUCUAGCUGGAAAUUUCGGGUUGAGCUAUGAAGAAGCUAAAGCGCAGUUAAUGUUGUGGUCUAUAUUUGCAAGUCCUCUUCUAAUGUCCAAUGAUUUGCGGAACAUUGAAAAGCAAUUUAGUGACUUAUUGAAAAACAAAGAAAUAAUUGCCGUAAAUCAAGACCCCUUGGGAAAGAUGGGGAAAAGAAUCAAAAAGAUAAACAACGUAGAAAUAUGGGUAAGGCCAAUAUCGCCUGUUGUUGGAAGCAAAUAUUCUUUCGCAGUAGUGGCAUUUAAUAGAAAUACAUUAGGUGGACCCCAGAAUGUUUCUGUCCAGUUAAGUUCAAUUGGAUUGGACAGUGCAUCGUGCUAUAUCAUUUAUGAUUCGGCCACACCUGAGAAGAAAACUAAACUGUGUCCUAAGGAUAACAUUGUUAUUAAGGUAAAUCCAUCCGGUGCAACAAUGACCAUAGCUAAACUUAACAAAAAUUUCUUCUUUAAACAUUAAGAGGAUAUCUGAGAAUUUUCAAUUGUGUUUUCAGUUGCAAUGUUUUCAUUGAAUAUUUUUUAUGAAAGUUUUAGUAAAAUGAGUACUUAAACUUAAAAUAACAUAGGAAACAUUUCAAAAAUAUAUGUAUUAAGCAAUAAAUAGAUUGGACAGUGGAUCGUGCUAUAUCACUUAUGAUUCGGCCACACCUGAGAAGAAAACUAAACUGUGCCCUAUGGAUAAAAUUGUCAUUAAGGUAAAUCUUUCCGGUGCAACAAUGACCA
Messenger RNA from Uloborus diversus, 1515 nucleotides. Its product is annotated as alpha-N-acetylgalactosaminidase-like. Gene Ontology annotation, cellular component: cytoplasm. Bases 5 to 1252 code for a protein of 415 amino acids. Gene Ontology annotation, molecular function: alpha-galactosidase activity. The record is from RefSeq and is a predicted model, not a curated record. Gene Ontology annotation, biological process: oligosaccharide metabolic process; glycoside catabolic process; glycosylceramide catabolic process. The transcript has a single exon. Lineage: Eukaryota; Metazoa; Arthropoda; Arachnida; Araneae; Uloboridae.